AUGGGCAUUCGCGGGUUCUUUCAGCUCGCGCGGGAGGCGGGGGCGAUGGUGGAGGAGUUCGUGCGAGGCGGCCCUGCAGCGGUUGGGAGGGUGCUGGCGGGCUGGCUGAGAGAGAGGGAGAUUCAGGUCCUAUUCCUCGACGUCUCCUCCCUCACCGGCCACAUCCUCGUCCAGCAAGAACAGCGACAGGCUCGCGAAGACCGACUCGGCGAACGCUUGCCGCACUACCAGGCAGCUUUCACGGCGAGAUCGUGUGACCACCUCCACGCCCUCCUCCUCCCCAUCCGCGCGGCUCUCCCUGACCUCGCGAUCCAUCUCGUGUCCGAUCACUUCGACUAUCGCCCGUCGACCAAGGAGCCCGAGAUCGAGAAGCGCGAGAAGAAGCGGCUCACGGUGUGGUUCGAGGGUGCUAUGCAGCUCGUCAAGGAGGUGAGGAGGAAGGGGAAGAAUCAUGUCGGGCAUGCGCAGCGACUUCUGGAGAAAGCAGGUCUUGCUGAGGUGCACAGCGGGCUUCCCAAAGGAGCUGUUGGACUUCAUCGCGUGCAGGCUGAGGAGAUCGCUGGAUGCUCGUCGGCUUCGGCCAGAUGGCAGUGCGACAACGUCCUCCUCGUCACCGCGCCGUCCGAUGCAGACGGUCACCUCGCGCGCGCCGCCCUUGCCGCAUCCUCUCCUUGCGCAUCGUCCAAGCCUCGCCCCCUUCACGGCCUCGUCGAGCCGACUCAGCACCUCGACCUCCUUGCCAAGCAGUCCGUCUCGCCGGCCAGGAUCCUGACGCUCGCCGGCGACAGCGAUCUGAGCGCCAACGCCGGCUCCGGCGUCGCCCGCUUCUUCGCGAGGAUCAACUGGCAGACUGGCGGCGCCUCGCUCGGCGUGAUCGACAAACGCGACCUGAGCCUGUCCCUCGGCUACUCGACCAGCGGUGUUGAGCUCGCCAACGCCGCACUCGCCAUGGGACAAGACUCGACUGGCAGCGGCAUCCUCGGCCUCGGCAUCAAGGCCGUCGUCAACCCGAAGCCGGAGUACAUGGCCUUUGCCGCCGAGGAUUGGGGAGCCCUCGCACGCGACGACAAGGUCGAGGAGCAGCGGUUGUGGGACGAGCGUGGAGGAAGUCUCGAGAAGGCGCUGAAGGUCAAGGUGCCCGAGAAGCCAUGGGGCGAGGAGAUGAGGGUCUUUCGCGGCUAUGAGGGUGCGGUCGUGUCGAAGAUGGCGGUAAUGGAGCGCGUCUGGGUGACGGUGCGUGACGAGGCGCAAGCUCGGAACCCGAACCCCUCUCCUCCUCGCCGACACAACCUUGGCUUGCCCACCUCGACUCCUCCUCGCACCGCACCUCGAUCCCCGAAACAAAAGCUCCCACCCUCGCCUCAGACUCAAUUUGUACAAGUUCGCUACCGUCCUCAGGUACCCACCUCGGCCGACCAGCUCGCCGUGCUCGACGCCACGAAGCCCGCCAACCCCGCCCCAAUCGUUACGCCAACUGAGACGCCGAGCGGAGGCAAGAAGCGGAAGCGGGAGUCGUUGAAGCUGAAGGUUCCGAGUGUUGAGGCAGGCCGACAGGCGAAGCGGCAGGAGAAGGAGGGGAAGAAGGCGGACGCGAUUGAGGGAAAGGAGAAGGGCGACGAGCCGGCCGGUGACAAGGAGAAGGUCCCACAGGCGACGCCGAUCCGCGACUCGGCACCGACAAGGACCCGGCGAAUCAACCUCAAGAAUGCGGUCCAGUCGGCCGACUUGCUCUACAUCCUCCGCCUCGCCAACAUUGUCUUCACAUCCGUCGCGCCGGUCCUCAUCUCGAGUUCCCUGUCGCUCCUUCUCACCUCUCGCAAACGGUUCGACAAAGCGAGCAUCGGGGCGAUCCGCCUGGCGCAGGACUGCGCGGACUGCACCGCCGACGUCUUCAAGCUCGUCGACCUUGUUCUCGACUUCACGCUCAACCAGUCGCGACAAGGGACGUUCCGCGAAGCAAGCUUGGCGGAGACGGCGAGGCAGGAGCUGGGCCGAGGAGCAGACGGGUCUGCUGUCGCCGCGUGGGCGGAGGAAUGGGACAGUCUUGCGGAGGAAGAGCAAAAUGUUGCCCUCGAGCGUUCCCUCCCUCUCGGCGACGUAAGGGUCGCCAAGUCCGUCCAGCAGCACCUCGACAUCCCUCCUGUCAUCGCCGUCUUCCUUCUCUAUCCCGGCGCGCAAGCGAUCCUCAAGGACCUCGUCGCGCAGGCAUCGACUGCCGUCUUCGUUGCUCGCAAGGCUCGCGCUGGCCGCUUUGUCGCCGACCUCGUCUCGUCGAUUCUCCUCGGCGGCGUCAAUGGCACGCCCAACUUGGAUGUCGACAUCGACGAUGCGACCGCAGCCUCUCGCGCUCGACUCGCAGCCGCAUGUCAUGACGACCCGGCGCUCGAGAAGGAGGUCGUCUACAUUUGCCGUCAGACCUUCCUUCGCACGCCGUCGCAUACCAUCCUGCCGUCGACCGAGCUCCUCAACACACUCUCAACCUUCGCCCAGUCGCUCUCCCCCGAUCUCGAACAGCGUUUCGCGUCGACCCUGUCGCUGCCCAGCAUCGACGACCUCGCCUCCGUCCUCGUCAUCUGCACUCAAGUCGCAAGCCGCCUCAUCAUUGAAGCGGCAGACGCUACCGCCCGCACGCAAUACGACGAGGAUGAGGCGCUUCGCCCGAAAAACCUCGCGCAUCGCGGCAACUCCUCGCGCUGGCGCGACAGUGUUCACGAGCUGCUCGUCGAGAAGCUCGUCAACGCCGGCAUCGUCGCAGCAGGUGCUGGUCGACCGCACGAGUCCGCAUGGAGCGUAGAGGAGUGCGACGGAGCUGUUCUGGCGGGCCGGAAAGCGCUGCUCGAUCUGAGUAGGCGUACGGUAAAGCGCAACCCGAGUGAGAAAGCGGGAUCUGCGGCGCCGGCGGAGGACAAGGAGGAGGGAGAAGCAGACGAGGAGGAUUCGAAGGAGCAGGCCUGGCCCAUGCGACGCUCGUCUUUCGCCCAGCUCAUUGCUGGCGGAGCAAGCACCCUCCUUUCGCCCGAGAUCCUCCUCUUCUUCUUGGAGGAGCAGCUCAGCCAGUCGUCGGCAAGCGUCGUCAAGGAUGAAGCCGGACUCUCGUCGACGACCUUCCUCCCGACACACGCUCCAAUGAGUGCCGCCGACGCAUGCUCGCUCAUCUCCUCCAUUGCUGAGGAGCCCGUCAUCGUUCCUCGUGUCGCCGCCACGCUCAAGGACUACAUCCCCUUUCUCUCUCGCAUCAAGAGCCACGACCGGAAGACCGACGACACCCUCGGCAAAUCGCAGGACGCAGCGGAUCACUUCUACUACUGCAGCCAGCUCCUCUCGCUCCUCAACAUCGACUGCACCACGCUGUCGCCGCACGCCCCGACUGCAGCGCAAGACCGCACCUUGCGCAACAUUGCGGCUCAGAUCGAGGCAACUUGGUCGGGAGGGGUCAUCAGCGUUGGCAGAAAGCCGAUCAUGAAGCCAACGCCGAGGCAGAUCCUGCAGCUGGCGUCCGGCGACUUGCUCGAGGCGUUCCGCAUCGUCUUCCCAUCCUUCAAGCUCCCGCACCUUCCCCGCGGCUCAGUCACCUUCUCCCACAAUCGCAUCCACGUGCAUAUCCUUCGCAUCGACACUCCUCCUCCCUACUUGCUCAAGAGCUUGUACGGCUCAGCGGCUGCGACGCCUCGGAAACUGACAGUCGGCUGCUUCCUUCGCGAUGCCUACGAGUCGGCCAAGUCAGCCAAAUACUUCACCGGCCUCGCGCUCCCUCCCGCCAAACUCGUCGAGCAACAUUCUCCCUCCACCUCAAACACGUCGACAUUCUUCGACGAGAACGACCAGCCGCUUGAUCGACGACUUGCCGAGCGCCCCGUCACGCCGCGCCAGGCGCAGGUCAAGCCGGCGCUGUCGACGCUCCCGUCCGUGCCGUGGCUUGGAGGCGACAACCUCGUCGAGCUGCGUCGCUUCCUCGGCCUUCAGCCAGAUGGUUCGGGCGGCUACGACAAGAAUGUCCUGGUCAUUGCCUUCAAUCUUGGCUCGAAGAAUGUCGGCGUCGGCUGCGCUGAGCGCCCAGCAAUCCCCGGCUCCGUCACAUGCAUCCGCGUCCGUGACGCCGUCUUCCUCGGCUCAGAGCGAGAACUGCAGCGUCGGGCGCAGCAGAAGGCGACACUUUCAAGCAACGCUGGGCCCUCAAAAAGGACCGCCUUCGACUGCCAACGCCAACGCCAGAAGCUACUCGACCAGGUCGCGCACGAGUUCGUCAGCGAGGCGGUCAAGACGCCUCCGCACGGCAUCGGCUGGCCCGUCGUCGAGAAGGUCGUCGUUGCGAUCGGCGGUGGCGACAUCGAGGCGGCUUUCGGACAGCGUGGUAGCAAGGCGGCCGGCCCCUUCAUCGCGUCAAUCAUCCAGCACUUCGAGGCGCAAUUCGGCAAGGGCAACGUUGUCGCGCGCAUUGUCAACGAGGCUUACACCUCGUCGCGCUGCGUCCGCCUCCCGUGCCGCAAGAAGGACAACAAGCCGCUCGUCAAGUACGUCUGGACUGAAGGUCCUCGUAAAGGUCGCCAGUUCUACCGCAUUCUCUACUGCGCCGACUGCGAGCGCACGAUCAACCGCGACGAAGUCGGAGGACAGAACAUCCUCACGAACGUCCUCAGCGCCGUUCGGUUCGGCUUCGGCGCCUUCACCGCCAAGUUCGCCGCCCGAAUGGGCUUGAAGUGGAAAGGCGUUGGGGAUGCGGCGCAGAUGGGAGGCGAGGGAGAGGGAGAGGGCGUGGGAGAAGAGAAGGGCGAGGGAGAGGAGAAGGGCGAGGCCGAGGUGGACGACCCGACGACUGCUCAGGAGAAUCCCGCGACGACAAGCGCCGGUACUGCCGAUAGCCCUCUUGCCGACCAAUCUCUCCCGGCUGACGUCCGCCGCGACCUCAACGAGCUCGAGGACGACCUGUACCUUCACCCGGAGGAAUACGUCGUUCGCCGCGACGCCAUCCUCUCCCGUGUUCGCCAGACGGGCAGUUAG
Molecule: messenger RNA, 4998 nt
Organism: Rhodotorula toruloides NP11
Lineage: Eukaryota; Fungi; Basidiomycota; Microbotryomycetes; Sporidiobolales; Sporidiobolaceae
Exons: 7
Coding region: 1-4998 (1665 amino acids)
Source: RefSeq, a predicted model, not a curated record